Miscanthus lutarioriparius is the source of this 1176-nucleotide messenger RNA. The record is from the annotation of a GenBank genome assembly. NCBI's taxonomy places the organism in Eukaryota, Viridiplantae, Streptophyta, Magnoliopsida, Poales, Poaceae.
AUGCUCACGUGCAUCGCGUGCUCCAAGCACCUCCCGGGCGGCGCGCCGCCGCUGCGCGAGCCGCCGGAGGAUGACAACGACGACAACGACGACCACGCCAUCGCUGGAGGUGGGGGUGAAUCGGCGACGACGCCCGGCACGAGGCAGGCCGUCAAGUCGCUCACCGCCCAGAUCAAGGACAUGGCGCUCAAGGCGUCGGGCGCGUACCGGCACUGCAAGCCGUGCGCCGGCUCGUCCUCCCCGGCGGCGUCGCGGCGGCAGCAGCCGUACUACCACGGCGCGUUCGCGGAGUCCGGGUCCGACCGCUUCCACUACGCGUACCAGCGCGCCGGCAGCUCCGCAGCAUCGACGCCGAGGCUGCGCACGGGGGGCGCGAUGUCCAGCGGUGACGUCACGCCGUCGGUCAGCGCGCGCACCGACUUCCUCGCCGGCGAUGAGGACGGGGACGAUGAAGAGGAAACGGCGGCUGGCAGCAGCGAGGAGGAUGAGGCGAAGGAGUGGGUCGCCCAGGUGGAGCCCGGGGUGCUCAUCACCUUCCUCUCGCUGCCGCGCGGCGGCAAUGGUCUGAAGCGCAUCCGAUUCAGCCGUGAAAUGUUCAACAAAUGGCAAGCACAAAGAUGGUGGACUGAAAAUUACGAGAAGGUCAUGGAGCUUUACAACGUUCAGAAGUUUAACAGUCAAGCUGCUCCUCUGCCAAGCAUUCCAAGGUCUGAAAAUGAGAGCUCCAAAGACGAUAACCCAGCUACAGCUCCGCUUAACAAGGGGCAACUACUGCAUACUUUGCACAGACCACUAAAAGGUAGUGGAGCCAUAGGAUAUUCAUCUUCAGAUUGUCUUCAGCACCAACCCAAUCAUCUUGGCAACGUUUACCACCAAGACCGCUACCUUGGGCACCAAUGCUGUGAUUCAGUUGGACUGGCAUCAACGCCUAAGUUAUCAAGCAUUAGUGGAGCAAAGACAGAGACUUCUAUUGAUGCAUCAGUGAGGACAAGUUCAUCUCCUGAAGAGGUCGAUCGAUCAGGUGAACUUUCAGCCUAUGUUAGCAACGCAAGUGACCAAGAGAGGGAAUGGGUAGAAGAGGACGAGCCUGGCGUGUAUAUUACUAUUCGAGCUUUGCCUGGUGGCAUCGGAGAACUACGUCGCGUCAGAUUCAGGUUUGCUGUUUUCUGCUUAUGA